CUGCCAGCAGAACCACAGUCCAAUCCACGCGCAGCCGGGACUCCCUUUGGCGCCAUGCGCGCGCGGUUCGGACAGAGAGGCGCGUGAUGAGUCGGAACUGCGCGGCUCCUCGACACCUUUCCGGAGCACCGCCACCACCACCAUCAUCACCAUCAACAGGUGUGACUGUCGUGUUGUAUUCUAUGAGACGACAUUAAAUGAGCCACAUUUUGGGAUAUGAAUCGUUUCACGCGGAGAUUUCCUAACUUCCCCGCGUGCCGCUGAGGAACUUCACCGUUUGGUUCUUUAUUCCCUCACGGAAAUGUGGACGCGUUGAAGCAGAGGACUGCACUUUCUGUUUUUGAAACAAUGUUGUUUUUAGUGAUUAUUUCCAGAGAGGCUCAGCUUUCCCUCUACGAUGAUACAGAUGUGAUGUGAGCGAACUGUGGACUGUGGAGUGUCCACCUUUUCACGCUACAGAGGCUGCAAAAAUCAAUGCGUUCCAGGAUAAAACACUUUCCCGUGCACAACAUGACAUGCUGAUUCCUGUGUCACUUGCUCCACUCCUUAAUCUUUGAAGCGUUCACCAUCCUCACAGCAAACCUGAGAUUAGAGUUUCCUGCUGGAAUAUGCUCAGCGAGCAGCUCAGUUUUUGGAUGAUCUCUAUCAGAUCGAUCGUGACAGAUUCUUUUAAGACAAGCCCAUAAGUUUGUGUUGUUUAACGUAUAAUUUCAGCUUUCUGAGGACUAAUGAAGGUCAUCAUUUAUAAAUACCAAGACAGGUGAAACUAUGCUUGCUUUUACCUGACAGGACGUGUGGGAGGUUGCUGCUCUGAACAUGCAGGACACAGCAGGGCCUGAUAUGCCCAGGAAAGCCCCUGCCAUCGAUGGCUUUGCCCUCUUAUGGGGCUUGCUCUGGGGAUUAUUCUUGGCUAACACACCAGCGAUGGCUUGUCCCACGAGUUGUCACUGUAUUGAGAAGAGUGGCAUGACGGUGGUCCAGUGUAUGUCUCGCAACUUGGAGAAAAUCCCGUCAGAUCUUCCAAGAGAUACUGCUGUCCUACUUUUGGCGUCCAACCACAUCACCCACAUUCCCAACCACGCCUUCAAAGAGCUGCACUACCUUCAGGAGCUGGAUCUGUCUAACAACGACAUUGAGACUGUGGACGUUGGAGCUUUUCAAGGUGUUUCCGACAGCCUCCUUGUCCUUGAUCUGUCAAACAAUCGCAUCCAAAGUGUCCCCAAAGAGGCUUUCGCUCGUCUAAGAGCCAAAAUCAGCCUCUCGAACAACCCGUGGCACUGUGAGUGUACGCUGCAGGAGGUCCUGAGGGAGCUCCGGCUGGACCCCAAGACGGUGAACGAGGUGAUCUGCCACACGGCGGUGCAGGAGGAAUAUGCAGGCAAACCGGUAAUCCAGGUGCUGGACUCAGGGAUCAACUUCUGCAACUUUCACCACAAGACCACCGAUGUAGCCAUGUUUGUCACCAUGUUCGGAUGGUUCACCAUGGUGAUCGCGUACGUCAUCUACUACGUGAGACACAAUCAGGAGGAUGCGAGGAGGCACCUGGAGUACCUCAAGUCACUGCCCAGCAGCUCUCAGAUCAGCAAGGACUUUGACACCAUCAGCACUGUUCUCUAGCAGGGCUGCGGCUCAGAAGCUGCAGUGUGUGUGUGUGUGUGUGUGUGUGUGUCUGUAAAUAUGUGACUAAAUGUGUGAUUACAUAAAAAAUGACUUAAAAGCUGUUGCAACACAUAAUCAGAUGUGUUUUUAAGGAAAUUAUUGGAGGUCUCUCAGUGACCAAAUUGGGUUGUUUUGAUUUUUUUUCAGCUUUUGUAAUAAUCUAAAAUGUAAUUUAUUUUGAUUUUAUUAAAUUUGAGUAAAUCUGGCUCUACCAUCAGCCAGGACAACAGCGAUAGCACAAAAUAAAAUACUAAACCUCGCAUUCAACUUGCAGAGAUGAGAGAUUGAGACCGGAGAGAUAAAUGUUUGCACUCUGGUGUCGAUCCACAGUGUGAUUGAAUUUGGACCGAGAUGAAUGAGGAGGACAACCAUGUCUCCCAGUUACUUUGUAUUGAUUGAUUUACGUUCUUCCCGUCACACCGUCAAGGUAAAGGGCAUUUUUACAAGACUUUGGCUAGUGUAUAAAAUAAGGCAAGGUGUUAACAUUCAGUUUGCAUAACACAUUCAUUACAGCCCUGCCUCCAAUAAACCGCACACAACUAUUGACCCAGGAAAUAAGGUGACUCUGCAAACACUGCAUGGUGUGACAAUAAAGACAAAAUGUAGUCAAACGAGGAGAAGCUGCCAUACGCUUGCAUCUCUGAGAGGUUUUUGGUAAAUUCAGAAAAUUAUUUAAACAAGCGUUUCAGCAUCCCAUGUUGAGGAUGUUAACUUGCCUACUUUCUUACUGGGAUUAAUGCAACCAAUGGAGCUUUGCAUACUGAUAGUUUGAGCAGUGUUUGCGGGUCCAAAUUUACUGUAUGUAUGAAUGUAUUUAUGUUGAAUGUCAACAUUCAAAAGCGUCAAACUCAAUAUGGUUUAUGUUAUUUGUGAACCACAACAGCAAGCCACAAAUAGCUGAAUUAAUCUGCCAUAACAAUUCCUACUGUUAAUGUGAUCGUAUCUUAACCCUGUUUGUAUGGACACAAACUUGAUCUUUUUUAAUUACUUAUGAGUUACGUUGCUGGUCAGGAAUUGAUUGUGUCCAAGUGCCUACUCUCGGGGUCUUCUACACCAUAGCACUGUGCAUCACGUUGGACAACUGAGUGUCACGUCUGUCUGUAGGACUG
Scatophagus argus is the source of this 2768-nucleotide messenger RNA. RefSeq names its product leucine-rich repeat-containing protein 3-like. Lineage: Eukaryota; Metazoa; Chordata; Actinopteri; Scatophagidae. The transcript has 2 exons. Gene Ontology annotation, molecular function: protein binding. Bases 817 to 1617 code for a protein of 266 amino acids. The record is from RefSeq and is a predicted model, not a curated record.